This is a messenger RNA of Wasmannia auropunctata (little fire ant), 2118 nucleotides long. RefSeq lists its product as uncharacterized. The transcript is spliced from 10 exons. Lineage: Eukaryota; Metazoa; Arthropoda; Insecta; Hymenoptera; Formicidae. The record is from RefSeq and is a predicted model, not a curated record. Bases 158 to 2011 code for a protein of 617 amino acids.
AGCGCGGUGGCGCGGCGACGCAACACCGUCUUGAUUUUCCGCCGCGAACGGAGUGUCGCGAAAAGCGCGUUCGAAUGAAAACGGUGAAACCUACGGCAGCGUUAACCCCUUCAACAGCUGUACACGACACACGCGUACCGUACGGCGUAAUAUUGACAUGGAGGUCAAUUCCUCGGAACGCAAUCAGGAAACGGAACAUGUAGCGCAAGUAGCGCAACAUGAGAACAGUGCAAGUGAAGGCCUCGCUUACCCCCAAAAAACUGUAAGCGAUCCAGCGAAUGCUAUAUUGCAUCAUCAGAUCCAAGGAAACACGGCAAAAAUGUUAAUGACGUUGCCCACAGGGGAGCAGAAACUGACCACGUUCGGCAUCCCGAACGAGGACUGCACUGUACAAGUACAAGUACAAGUUUUCGGCCGAACGAGUACUGCGAAUUACUUCGAACAAAUAUCGGUGAAACCUAUAGCAGCGUCAACCCGUUCACCAGCUGAGCACAACACACGCGUAGCUAAUAUUGACAUGGAAGUCAAUUCCUCGGAACACGGUCAGGAAACGGAAUAUGUAGCACAACAGUCACCUUCGCCACGGCUGCAACAUGAGAACAGUGCAAGUGAAAACAUCGCUUACCUCCAAAAAAUUAUAAGCGAUCCAGCGAAUGCUACAGUGCAGCAUCAGAUUCAAGGAAAUACAGCAAAAAUGUUAGUGAUGUUGCCCACAGGGGAACAGAGACUGAUCACGUUCGACAUCCCGAACGAGGACUGCACUGUGCACGACCUACUGGAUGAGGUGAAUAUUCCAUUCGCUGGUGAAACGCAAAUUUCUCUGGUAGAUGAUCCUGCAAUGGGUAUAAACUAUAUAGUGAAUGUAGGAGGUUCCAGGGCGCUUACAACAUUCUUCGAAGGUAGUGACGACUGUAACUCUUCUCAGGAAAAUAAGAGCUCCUCUGGCACUGAAACUUUAUCUCAAAAUACUAAUGCUUCGGAUGAAAAUAAUAAUGCCUCUACGCAAACUACUGAGGAACCUAUUUUGGUCAAAGGAAUGCUUGCUCUCUGUCCACACUGCGGCUACAGUUCACUACACUUCAACCGAUGUGAACGGUGUAAUACAAAAUUAAAAACUGAGGAAGUCAAGUCAAUAUCUAUUGCAGAAAGAAAGGAGGCUGGGAUAUCUGUCGGUAUAUUCUACAAGAAUAAUGAACGAAAUGUUACGAAAUUGGAGAAAGUAGAACGCGAUGACCCUCCGUGCAAACGGCCCAGAGGAAAUGGUAAAGGUGCAGCUUCAAAACUAUUCACAAAAAGCCUAUUCACAAAGCCUAUUCGUAAAAAGUCAGAGUGCUUGACAAUAUCAUCUGAUGAAGAAGGCAGACCUAAAAAAACGGGAAGCGUUAUAUGUUAUAUUAGUCGCGACGUUCCUCAUUUCGGCUCCAAUCAGUCCAAUCCAUCCUGUGUCGGCCACGUUCUGAAAAAGAAACGGGAAAUGACGUAUGAACAUGGAAUGCUUGCCCCUACUGAAAACAUGAAGCAACAUCAACAACACACGUGUAGCGUAGCUAAUAUUGACAUGGAAGACAAUUCCUCAGAACGCGGUCAAGAAACAGAACGUAGAGCGCAACGGUCUCCUUUGUCACGAUUGCAAUAUGAGAACAAUGCAGGUGAAAGCAUCGUUUUCCUCCGAGAAACUAUAAGCGAUCCAGCGAAUACUAUAGUGCAGGAUCAGAUUCAAGGAAGCAGGGCAAAAAUGCUAGUGAUGUUGCCCACAGGGAAGCAGAGACUGAUCACAUUCGACAUCCCGAACGAGGACUGCACUGUACACGACCUAUUGGACCAGGUGAAUAUUCCAUUUGCUGUUGAAACGCAAAUUUCUCUGGUAGACGAUCCUACAUUGGGUAUAAACUACAUAGUUGAUGUAGGAAGUUCCGGCGUGCUUGCAACAUCCUUGAGGGCAGUGACGAAUAACGCGGCCGAUAUGGGAUGGAUUGGGACCAAAACGAGGAGGCGAAGAGAGAUUCCUUAACGAAAAAACAAAUAUGUAUAUUUCUUACGACUUUAAAAAUUUGUAAUUUUUUGAAUUAAAGUGAACUUCUUCAUAAUUGUAUUAUUAUGCAUAGUUAUAAUCAGUAA